GUUCGCUGCCGGCCCCCUCCCAAUUCCCGGCUCCCCGGUCCUUGGCCCUCACCCCCCCUCCUCUUUGCUCUUUCCCUGCCCCCAGGAGCCCCGGUUGCUUAGGAACAGGAAGCCAAAAUGGCGGCUAGUCGCAGCGGCAGCAGCUGCCGGGCAAUAGAAAAUCAGCUAAAGAUAUGUGGCUUUAAGAGGGACAUGGAUGUCUCAGUGUUGUACCUUGCUGGACAGACUAAACCUUUCAGAAAACCACCACGAUUAUUCAUCUCCAUCAUCGAAAGAUCCAGAGACACAGCCAUACCUAAACAAUGCCUUUCAAGGGGACUAAAAGAAGUCCCUAGUCUGUCACGAUUUCAGAUCUUAAGGUAUUUGUGGCUUAACAACAAUAAGAUCCAGAAGCUAACAUUCUUGAUCAAUAAUUAUCGCUUGACAGAACUCUACCUCAACAAUAAUGAGCUCAUAGAUAUAGCAGGUGCUCUGAAACAUUUGCAUGCAUUGCAGAUCUUGUUGCUUCACAACAACCAGCUGAAAAACCUUGACACAACAGUGAAGGAACUAAAGGGAAUGAUAAGUCUGCAGACCCUCAAUCUAUUUCACAACCCUCUGUCACAAGAUCCAGGGUACCGUCUUUAUGUGACAUACUUCCUUCCCUCAGUACAGCUCCUCGACAGGAAGAGUAAGGACUGCUUUCCUCUUUUCACAGUGAACUGACAGUCACUUAAGACUCUAGCCCAUUUAGAAAAGUAGAUGAAUUCUUCCUGUGGCUGUUCUCCUUCUCUCCUCCUUCUCCUUCUUGCUUAUAUACCAAAACGUAUAAUGAAUGUAAUCCAAUUAAUGGUGAGAUUUUGCAUGCAGGUAGAGUUUGUGUGAACUAAACAAUUCUCUGUUUGAUAUCAGACCUUUCAUGUUGAAACUGACUAAAAGAUUUGGCUUCUUUGCUAUUUAAAAUGUGUGCGUCUACAGUCUGAGAUCUCAUUUGUCUUACAUAAAAUUCUAUGGAACAAAUUUAAGAGAGGUUAAUGUCAGUGUUCAGAAAUAUGAACCUACCUUCAUGUGUGCAAAUUG
Gopherus flavomarginatus (Mexican gopher tortoise) is the source of this 1059-nucleotide messenger RNA. RefSeq names its product leucine rich repeat containing 72 (gene LRRC72). Gene Ontology annotation, molecular function: protein binding. The transcript is spliced from 7 exons. Lineage: Eukaryota; Metazoa; Chordata; Testudines; Testudinidae. The record is from RefSeq and is a predicted model, not a curated record. Bases 118 to 705 code for a protein of 195 amino acids.